Hemicordylus capensis (graceful crag lizard) is the source of this 2838-nucleotide messenger RNA. RefSeq names its product P2Y purinoceptor 1-like. Gene Ontology annotation, molecular function: neuropeptide receptor activity. The record is from RefSeq and is a predicted model, not a curated record. Gene Ontology annotation, biological process: G protein-coupled receptor signaling pathway. Gene Ontology annotation, cellular component: membrane. The transcript has 3 exons. Bases 1 to 921 code for a protein of 306 amino acids. Lineage: Eukaryota; Metazoa; Chordata; Lepidosauria; Squamata; Cordylidae.
AUGGUCACCAUGCCAGUCCACCAGCCCAGGCUGUGGCAGGCAGCUGAGAGUGACUGUGAUCUGCGCUGGGUGCCAACUCGGCUCCUCCCUGCGAUCCAGCCUCUCCUCGGCCACCCACCGCCUCCUUCGCUCCUCCUUUCCAGCCCGGUCCCGUCUCGCUUGCCCUGUGUCGAAAUCUCGACCCUCGACGGCAGCCUCGCAGCAGCCCCGGAGGAGCUCCAGUCCGAGCAGGCGGCUCCUACCGCGCCGAAACACGGCAGGCGCCUCGACCUCCCCACCAGCACGUCGGAAGGGCGGCUGCUGUGCCUUCCAGCCCAGGACGAGUCAAGUUGGCGCGAGCGGGACGCAAGUACCAAGCCGCUCAAAAUGGACCACGCGGGGAACAAGUGCCAUGACACGACCGAGCACAAGCACCUGGAUAGUUACCUGCCCUAUACCCUGGCCAUAACGGUGACCGGCUUUGUUGUCCCUUUCAUCAUCAUUACUGGAUGCUACUGCCAUGUGGUCAUGGUCCUCUGGAGGAACAGAAACAUGGACCCCAAACUCAAGCAGAGGAGUAUAAAGCUGGCGGUGCUGGUGAUGGUGCUUUUUUCGGUCUGUUUCCUACCCUAUCACAUCUUCAGGAACCUUAACUUGUUGUCCCGAAAGUGGCAACUCCAGGGAUUCUGCACGCAGACUUUAAAAAAUAUCUAUGUCUCCUAUCAAGUGACUCGAGGCUUGGCCAGCCUCAACAGUGCUUUGAACCCCCUGCUGUACCUACUGGCCAGUGAGGAAAUUGUGACACACUUACGGACCUUCAGUCAAAGGGUUGGGCAGAGCCUGGGCUCUCUUUUGCGAAGCCCAACCCGGCAAGAUUUCAACCAAAAUAAAUUAAGCAUUGUGCUCAAUGAAGAAUGUGAGGAGGUGUCUGAUGAUCUCUGAGGAGACUGAACAGGGAUGUAGCUCAGUGGGAGAAUACAUGCUUUGUUCAACCACUGGCAUCUCCUGGCAGGGCUGGGAAAGACCCUUGUCUGGAAUCCGGACAUGCUGCUGCUAGUCAGUGUGGGGUGGACAAUGCUGAGCUUGAUGGAGCAGUGUUCUGACUCAGUUGGAAGCAGCUCCACAGAUAUGAAUGCACUGAUUAGAAACAAAAAUUGGCAUAGCUGAGAUGCUUCCCUUCUGGGUAGCAUCCUUUUCUCUCUGACUGGAGAGAGAGAACAGUUUUCAAAACAGUUGACAAUGAAGCAUUAAUGCAGUGUUUUUUCUUCCGCUGACACCUCAGGGCAAACAGGCUUUACAGGUCUUUGAAACCAGGGUGUGGUCAGAGGGCAUGGUCUAAGGGCACAGGAUGCAGCCUCUUUGCUGAAGCUAAGUAGGUCUGGGUUGGAUCAGUGCCUGGAUAGGAGAUGGGCUGAGAACCCCUUGCUGGCCUCCUUGAGUUCUAUGGAAGAAAGAUGACAUGUACAGGAAAUAGCUAAAUAUGAGAACUGUGGUAAUGCAAGGGUGAAUAUGCAUUUUUAGGGGUUUUUUUAAAAAGCAAAAAUAUUGUCUUUUUAUUUCUGCUGCACUGCAAAAUAAUUUUAUGUACACAUUAUAUACAAUUGUUUUACAAAUUAGAAGGAAGGAAGGAAGGAAGGAAGGAAGGAAGGAAGGAAGGAAGAGAAAGAAAGAAAGAAAGAAAGAUGCUCAACAUUAAUAGUAAGAGCCCCUAGUGGCGCAGUGGUAAAACUGCUGCCCUGUAACCAGAAGGUUACAAGUUCGAUCCUGACCAGGGGCUCAAGGUUGACUCAGCCUUCCAUCCUUCCGAGGUCGGUAAAAUGAGUACCCAGAAUGUUGGGGGCAAUAUGCUACAUCAUUGUAAACCGCUUAGAGAGCUCUGGCUAUAGAGCGGUAUAUAAAUGUAAGUGCUAUUGCUAUUGCUAUUGCUAAUACUGUAGCAGUAUGUUACUGAAACAGAAGGAAUUAUCAACAGGCGUACAAUGCACAGCUAAAUGUUAUAGUCCCAUACCAUUGUUCUUCACCUGGAGCUUUUUCAGACGGUGACUUUACCACGACUUUACUUUGGGAGGGUGGGUGUGCGUUCACCUGUCGGCCAGAUUUACCCCAAAGUCCAUGUGAUAUUUCAGAGAGCACUUAACACAGGAUUCAAGUUUCCCCUUCCGUAUUGGAACCUAGCCUGAUUUAUGUCCGGGGUAAAAAAAAUCCGCUUUUUGCGUUGGAGUAUCCGUUAUACCCCAAACUCUCAGUAAAGCCUUGUGGUAACCCCACGGUAAAGCCUGCUAUCUGAAAAGCCUCCUGCAUUAUCCAUUUACUCCGUUUUAUAGCCCUACACCUGUUUGUUUAUUAUAGGCUUUCUCACUAUGGCUACAAUCCUUUGCAGCUGGGCUGUUCAGAUCCUACUGAAGCCAAUGAGACUUAAGCCGCCUAACUAUAUCGAGGGUUGCAAUAGUCUAUGUUUGUAGAUAACCAAUUCUUUGUGAAGAACGGUAGGAACCACAACAGGACCUAUAUCCAGAUACGUUUAGUAUAUGCCUCCUUCAGUUGCCUGUUAAAAUGUUCAUUUUUCCUUCCAUCCUAAAGAUAGCAUGCCAAGGCCAUUCAAAAUGGCAACUAUUAUAAGAUUCAGGACUUUGAGCACUUUAAUGUCUUGCCAUAGGAAGCUGAUUUCAAUCCACUGCCAUUCCUUGUCAUGUGAUGAAUGCAUGUGGAAAUAGAAACACUUAUGGGAGUUCUUUUUUUUUAAAAGGCCCAGCAAUAUAUGGCAAAUAAUUAUUGUGUCCUGGCAACCAGGCAAGGAAGCUUUGCAAAAGUUGGUAUUUCUUUGUUUUUAGGCCACCAAUAAAGUAACUAAUUGAGGUG